UUGGUGCAUGGGUCGAUGGUCAUCCAUUGAGCCACACCAGUUGGGUGGCUUUUACACUUUUAAUUGUUAAAUUUUAGCACUUCUUACUUAGUGGAGCUACAAGAUGCCUCAGUUCUAGAAUCAGCCAUUUCUCCAAGGACCUUUGUUCCCUUGUUGGACAAUGGCCUUAGAAGCUGUGCUCUGAGAGCUGUCUUUUGGGUCCUUUCAGCUGACAAAGCAAAAAAAUAGGAGUUUAUCUUAACUCCUGUAUACACUUAUCUAUGCUGUGUGUCACCAUCUGUAUCUGUCACAAGUGAAACUUGAGUUUGUACAGAUCUCCAACUCUAAUCCAUGACCACAUGGACCAUUCUAGCUUCCUUUCCUUGCUCAUCUGGGACUUCCCCCUGCACCAGGGAGAAGCACCUGUUCACUUAGUUGUUCAACCCCAGAGUUGUUCAUCUACACCCCUUGGAGACAGCUGUAUCAGGAAGAAGUUUUGGUAUGAAGGCCCUUCCCUGGGUUCUCACUUGACUUACAAGCCUUCCCAGUUGGAAUUCCUAACAAAGAGCACCUCAAAGCAGACCAGGAAGGAAGACCAUGUGCGCCGGAGGGCCCUGAAUGGCCUCCUCUACAAAGCACUCAGUGAUAUGCUGUGCACCCCUGAAGUGAGCCAGGAGAUCUACGACCUGAAUGUGGAGCUGUCCAAGGUGUCUCUGACCUCAGACUUCUCCGCCUGCCGUGUGUACUGGAGGACGACUGCCUCUGCCGAGCAGAACACGCGCACCCAGGCCGCCCUGCGGAGAAGCGCAGCGCAUGUGAGGCACCUUUUGAUGUCCCAGCAGACUCUGAGGAACGUGCCACCGAUAGUGUUUGUUCAGGACAAAGAACAUGCAGCUCUAGCUGAGGUGGACCGGUUACUGGCAGUGGCUGAUCUUGGGCCCCCCGAUGAAAAAGAAGACCUUCCACAAAGUGGCUUCAGGGACCCUGAGCCCCCAGGUGCCCCAUCGCCAAGUGACACCCUGGGCCCUGCCAUGCACUCGAGUCUGUGUGGGAUUGAUCAUGAGGCACUCAACAAGCAGGUUAUGGAGUACAAGAGGAGGAAGGAGAAAGAGGGCAGGGGUGAGAGCCCAGCAUGGCUAGGACCAGAGCACGUGGCUGAGCUGACAAGGCAAAUGAAAAGGAGGAAGAAGAAGGCCAAGCCUCGUGUGGACGAUGACCUCUCCCCCAAGAACUACUCAUGGAGGUUAGUGAGUGAAGACGAACUGGAUGGUGGCAGGGCCCUUCGCGAGGAACUCACCCCAGGACACAAGGGGGAGCUCUCAGAAGCAGAGCAGGAACUGAAGGCCGAGGGAGGCGGUCACAGAAAGGACUGAAGUGACUGUUAAGGGAUUACGGAGGGAGGGUUGGAGGCAUCAGCUCUGCACCUGCUGGGAAUUCUGCUUUGAGAAGCACAGCCAUUUCUAGUGUUUCACGGGAGAGUCUUUGUAUGCUGCGCAGUGGAGUUGCAGGGUUCUCUCAACCCUGUUCGCUGUCACCGUGGAAAGUACGUAAAAACCUGUAGAUUGAUGACAGUAAGGUUGAUCCUCAU
Molecule: messenger RNA, 1567 nt
Organism: Molossus molossus (Pallas's mastiff bat)
Lineage: Eukaryota; Metazoa; Chordata; Mammalia; Chiroptera; Molossidae
Gene: RBFA
Product: ribosome binding factor A
Exons: 7
Coding region: 339-1352 (337 amino acids)
Biological process (GO): rRNA processing
Source: RefSeq, a predicted model, not a curated record